Paramuricea clavata is the source of this 825-nucleotide messenger RNA. NCBI's taxonomy places the organism in Eukaryota, Metazoa, Cnidaria, Anthozoa, Malacalcyonacea, Plexauridae. The record is from the annotation of a GenBank genome assembly.
AUGAAAGAUGACUUGCUUACUAAAAAUGGAAAUUAUAAACAAACAAGAGGAGAAGAACAAAAAGAGAAACUUUCAGAAAACAGGAGAGCAAAAUAUCAAGAUUUAGACCAAUCAAGAAAAGAGGACUUGCUUACUAAAAAUAUGAAUUAUAAACAAACAAUGGGAGAAGAACAAAAAGAGAAACUUUUAGGAAACAGGAUAGCAAAAUAUAAUGCAAUGGAUAUAUUAAUGAAAAAAGAGCUUGUUUCUGUAAAUGCAAAUAGAACUAUGGAAGAGCGUAUGGCAUUGGAUCCAAAACAAAAAGGUGUGCUGAAUAGAGAGAAAGAACAACAAUUAAUACAAAAUAAAUCUGAACCUCACAAUAUUGACAUGUACAUUGAACAAUUAAAAAAAAAAAUUAAAGCUGGUCCAUUUUACAUAUGCUGUGUGUGUAACCGAACAUUGUAUAAAAAGUCUGUAAUUAUCCUAAAGAAAACUAAGUAUUCUGUUCAGAAUUGUUUUAUGGUUCAAUGUUCUUUUGAUGGCAAUGAGUACAUCUGUAAAACAUGUCAUACUAAAUUACUUAAAAGUCAACUGCCAUGUCAAGCUGCAGUAAACAAUUUAUUUGUUGAUGAAACCCCUGCUGAACUUGCUGCAUUAGAGAAACUUGAACAAAUUCUUAUUGCACAGAGAAUAGUCUUUGAAAAAAUCGUAAUAAUGCCUAAAGGACAACAAGGAAAAAUUAAAGGUGCAAUAUGUAAUGUGCCAGUUGAGUGUAAUCAAACCGGCACUGUUCUACCUAGACCACCUGAUAGAUCUGAUCAUUUUGCUGAUAAUUUUGCUUAA